AUGCCCCCGGUGCAGGGAGGGGCAUGCCUGGAUGAGGAGCUAAGGGACCAGCCGGCUCCUGCUCCUGGCCCCCCCGGGGCCCCAGGUGGGCAGGCCUCACCUCACCUGACCCUGGGCCCCGUGAUCCUGCCGCCACCGCCAGAGCAAGGCCUGGCCCCCACCGUGUUCCUGAAGGCCCUGCCCGUCCCGCUGCACCACACAGUGCCCCCCGGGGGCCUCCAGCCACGUGCCCCCCUGGUGACCGGCGGCCUGGACGGGGCCAGCGUGCCCUUCAUCCUCAGCCCCCUGCUGCAGCCUGAGGGGUCCGGCCCCGCCCCGGUGGCGGGGAAGCCGACGCUGGCUGUGAGCAUCGUGGGCGCCCUGCCGGUGCUGUCCCCGGGCCUGGGGCCCGCGCUGGGCAGCCCGGGGCGGGUGCGCGGCGCUGGCCGGUACCUGUGCCCGCACUGCGGCCGGGACUGCCUGAAGCCCAGCGUCCUGGAGAAGCACGUCCGCUCCCACACGGGGGAGAGACCCUUCCCCUGCGCCACCUGCGGCGUCGCCUUCAAGACCCAGAGCAACCUGUACAAGCACCGGCGCACCCAGACGCACCUCAACAACUCCCGCCUGUCCGCAGAGUCCGACGGUGCGGGGGGCGGCCUCCCGGAGGGGGCAGGCAAGGCCGGGGGGCCCUCCGCAGCAGACAGACAUGGGGACACCUGGAGCCAGAGGGCGGGUGCUGGGGUGGCCCCGGGGACGGCCCUUUCCCCAGGCGUCCAGGCCACCACGCACCCGUCCCCCGUGGCCAGGAGCCUGGAGACGCAGCCGGACACUGUCCCCUGCUCGGGGCCCCCCAGUGCUGACAGAGAGGCCCCGAGCCCCGGGGCGCCCCCUGUAAGUGCACAGCCCAGGUGGAAGCUGCCGGAACAGAAGUCCCCCACGGCCUUCAAGCCGUGCCCCCUGCAGCAGCCGCCGUCUCAGGCCACUUGCGCGGAGAAGUCCUGGGAGGCCAAGGCCCCGGAGGGGCGGCUGCGGAAGUGCGAGAGCACCGACUCGGGGUACCUGUCCCGCUCGGACAGUGCCGAGCAGCCCCUGGCACCCUGCAGCCCCCUGCACGGCCUGUGGGAGCAGGGCGCGCCAGCCGAGGGUGAGGGCACCCCGGGGCCCGGGGAGCGGGGCGCCGGCCUGGAGCUGGAGAAGCGGCAGCUGGAGGAGCGCAUCGCCAGGCUCAUCUCGCACAACCAGGCCGUGGUGGACGACCCGCAGCUGGACCACGUGCGGCCCCGCAAGACCGGCCUGUCCAAGCAGGGCAGCAUCGACCUGCCCACGCCCCACACCUACCGCGGCUCCUUCCACUUCGACAUCCGCGCGCGGGAGCCCGGCCGCCGGCGGCCCACGCCCCUCUGCCCCGCGCGCUCCACCCUCACCCUGCUGGACAAGGCCCGGCCGCUCUUCUUCCACUCCGUCCCCACCCAGCUGUCCACCACCGUGGAGUGCGUCCCCGUCACCAGGAGCAACUCGCUACCGUUUGUCGAGGGCACCAGGACGUGGCAAGAGCUGCGGGACCCCCAGGGCGCCUGUCCCCCGAGGCAGAAGCCGCUGAGCCCCAGGCCCACCCCCACCCCACUGGGGGGCAGCUCGGGGCUGACCUGGGUGGGUGUGCCCAGCGGUCACCCCCGGGCCCUGAUCAGACAGUCUGCCGUGGAGGACCGGCCGGGCACGCCCCCCGGGGACACGGCAGCCCCAGCGGAGGACUCCGAGGGCGCGCGGGCAGCUGGUAAGGGCAGGGCGGCCGCCAGGAAGUGUGGUGCGAGGAAGCUGCAGGCGUUCUCCCAGGACAAGUGGCAGGUGUACGGGAACGAGACGUUCCAGAGAAUCUACCAGAAAAUGAAGACCUGCCGCCCCGGAGGCAGGAAGGCCAAGGAGGCCAGAGCAGGUGGCAGGGCAGAGCCGACUCUUCCCCUCCAGGAAGAGGCCACGGGCCGCCCAGACACCCCGCCCCGGGAUGUCAGGACCCCUGUCUGCGGGGACACUCCGGCGGGAGCCACGCUGAGGCCUCGGGGAAGCCCACCGGCCUCAGAGGGCCUCGUGGGGACCGGGCUGCCCAAGCAGAGGGAGACUGCGGCCAGAGCGGGAGGUGGUGGCCAGACCAGAGUGGACAGGGCCGCGUCACCCCCCACCCUCUGCUGCAAAGAAGACCCUGGUUUGAGGAACGAGGACCCUCAUCUUUCUCCCCAUGGGCCGCUGGAGCUGGGGAGUCAACUGCGGCCAGCACCAGGUCCCCUCGACCCAGCGAGUCCCGGGCCAGUUCUGCCGGGUGCCGAGACGGGUGCUGGGAGGGAGGAGGCGGGCCGGCAGGCCCCGAGCACCAGGAGAGAGCAGGGCUGGGGCGCUGGGGAGCCCCGGCCUGCAGGGGACAAGCUCCCCUCUGAGAGGAAGAAGCUGAAGGUGGAGGAGCAGGGGAGCCAGGAGCAACUGGAGCCUCUGGGAGCAGGAGAAGCCCCCGGUGGGCCCACACAGGCCAUCUCCCUGCCAGCCGAGAGCCAGGACAGCCAUCUCAGGGAGAAGCCCGGGGGGCCGCGCGGGAGUGGCCGCAGCCCGACGAGGGACAGGGCUGUGCAGCCAGAUGUGCCCUCGGAGGCUGCUUCUUCUGUGGCCCUGAAGAGGGUGGAGCCAAGGGACAACGAGCCCCCACUGUAUGCUGCAGCAGCCACGCCCGAGCCCCGUUCCCCACUGACCCCCCAAUCUCAGGCUCCCAGUGGCCUCACCACCCAGGAAGACACUGCCUUCACCCCUAAAUACCUCCUCCGGCUACCUCAGGGAGAGACCCACCCACCCCUGCCUGUCCCCAGGAGCCCAGGACAAAGCCAGGAACCCCUCUGCAGGCGCAGAUGGCCUGGGGAGUGUCCAUCCUCUGCUCGACCAGGAGUGGGGACCCUCCUGUCUCCUGGUCCAGCCUCAGGCCUGGCCCCAGGAGGAGCAGACUGCUUGAACAAGAGAAUGGGGGUGCAGGGAGAAGAGAGGGGGGACACAGCAGACAUGAGCACCCCAGCAGCUGGGGAGCCUUUCAGCUCAGCUGCUGGGGCCCCCAGGGGGACAGUUUCCUUCCUGACCACCCCCUCUGACAUCCGACACCUCUGUAUGGGCAGCACUUUGUCAAGGGCCAGGCCCUCCGGGGAUGCCCUCCACUCCUGGGUGCCCAACCAGGAGCUGGGGGCGCCUCCUGGGAACGCCCUGGAAGACCCAACUUCAGGGCCCCUGGCAGGGCCCCGCCAGUGUGGCCAGCCCAGCUGGCCCGAGCCAGCCUCGUCUGCCCACUCAGGGACGCCCUGGGGCGGCGGGGCCCAGAGUCCUUUCCCCACCCUGCGGACCGAGCCCCGGCUCACGUGGUGCUGCCUGAGCCGCAGCCUCCCUCUGCCUGCGGAACAGAAAGGGAGGGCCGCCUCCGUGUACCUGGCCCUGCACGCCCCUGGCCGCAGCCUCCCGGACGAGGGUCGGGACACCCGGCCCGUGAGCAAGGCAGCGCCAGCGCGGGGAGGACAGACCAGCGCCAGCCAGGACGGAGGAGGCCCGGCACGGCCGCCCAAGGCAGGCGACAGCAUCGGUUGUGCCCCCGGCCCCAGCCAGGCGGGCCCCUCCCGCAGGCCAGCGCUGACUUUCUUCCGUCUCCUCGCGCCGAUGCUGGGCACGGACGUCUUCCGGGGAGGUCCCCAGCUGCAGGGGGAGUUGGCUUGUGCCACCUCAGAGCCGCCCCUUCGUGGUGGGCAUGGAGCGCGGGAGGACGGCAGCGGAGCCGGGCUCGGGAGCACUGCCGGGGCCGCGGGAGUGGACGCCACCGCGGCGGGGCUGAGGCGCGACACGUCCCCACCUGCUGGAGAUCGUGGUCCUCAGGACACAGCUGAGGCGUCGGGGUCACUGCUGCCUUCCACCCCUGGCUGGGCCGGGGCCCGUGCCAGCCUCCUGCCCCUGGGAAACGACCGCGGGGGGCGUCGGGGGCCAGACCCGACGGCACCCAGGGAUGGCGCGGCUCCUGCUGACCCCGGGCAGCCCACAGGGUUCCCCGCAGCCCUCGCGAGAACCAUCAAGAAGAGGAGUCUGGAAGGAAUGAGGAAGCAGACGCGCGUGGAAUUCAGUGACACCAGCAGUGACGAUGAGGACCGGCUGGUCAUAGAAAUCUGA
Talpa occidentalis (Iberian mole) is the source of this 4155-nucleotide messenger RNA. RefSeq names its product zinc finger protein 831 (gene ZNF831). The coding region runs from base 1 to 4155 and encodes 1384 amino acids. The record is from RefSeq and is a predicted model, not a curated record. Lineage: Eukaryota; Metazoa; Chordata; Mammalia; Eulipotyphla; Talpidae. The transcript has 6 exons.